Molecule: messenger RNA, 739 nt
Organism: Trifolium pratense (red clover)
Lineage: Eukaryota; Viridiplantae; Streptophyta; Magnoliopsida; Fabales; Fabaceae
Product: G-type lectin S-receptor-like serine/threonine-protein kinase At1g11330
Exons: 4
Coding region: 1-669 (222 amino acids)
Biological process (GO): protein phosphorylation
Molecular function (GO): protein kinase activity; ATP binding
Source: RefSeq, a predicted model, not a curated record
AUGGGAGAUCAAAAGUCAAGGUAUGUGAAGUUGACCAAAGAUAAAGAACAAGCACCAUUUCGAGAUAUUACUCCUGGAGAGCUUAACCAACCCAUUGAUGUUCCACAAACUACGUUAGAGUUAGCAAAAAUAUCAGACUUUGGUUUAGCUAGAAUAGUUAAAGGUGGAGAAGAUAACGAAGCUAACACAAACAGGGUUGUUGGAACAUAUGGUUAUAUGCCGCCUGAAUAUGCAAUGGAGGGACUUUUCUCUGAGAAAUCAGAUGUCUAUAGCUUUGGGGUUUUAUUGCUAGAGAUUGUUAGCGGAAGGAGAAAUAGUAGCUUUUAUAACAACGAGGAUUCUCUUAGUCUUGUAGGCUUUGCAUGGAAGUUAUGGUUAGAGGACAACAUUAUAUCUCUAAUAGAUCCGGAAGUAUGGGAUGCAUGCGUUGAGAGAAACAUGUUGAGGUGCAUACACAUAGGACUUUUAUGUGUGCAAGAACUUCCAAGAGAAAGACCAAAUAUAUCAACUGUAGUUUUAAUGCUCAUAAGUGAGAUUACACAUCUUCCUCCUCCAGGAAAAGUUGCAUUUGUUCAUAGACAAAAUUCUAAAAGUACAGAAUCUUCACAAAAAAGUCAUCAAUCUAACUCAAUCAACAAUGUAACUCUGAGUGAAGUUCAAGGCAGAUAAACUAUGACAUGUGAAGUUAGUGUAAUGAAGAGCAAGCUACUAUGGUGAUUUGUGUUAAUGGCUAUACUGU